ACCGUAUUUUAGAGCUCGGCGAUGCGGGCUGUCUAUGUUUAGUGUUUACUAGUUAUUUUCAUUUUUGCAUGUUAAAAUUCAUCAACAUCAAAAACAUCUUUUAUUAAAAUUUUUGUGUUAUGUGUUCAAUUAAUCGACGAUUAUAGUAGUCUCAUAAAUAUAAUCCGUUAUGGCCGAGUACCUGGCGUCAAUAUUCGGUACCGAAAAAGAUAAGGUCAACUGCUCAUUUUACUUUAAGAUUGGUGCCUGCCGCCACGGAGAUCGCUGUUCAAGAAUACACAAUAAGCCUACGUUCAGUCAAACUGUACUAUUGCAAAACUUAUACGUUAAUCCUCAAAACUCAGCAAAAUCAGCAGAUGGAUCACAUUUGGUUUCUAAUGUAACCGAUGAAGAGAUGCAAGAACAUUAUGAUAAUUUCUUUGAAGAUGUGUUUGUUGAAUGUGAAGAUAAGUAUGGCGAAAUUGAAGAAAUGAAUGUUUGUGACAAUCUAGGAGAUCAUCUUGUUGGAAAUGUUUAUAUAAAAUUUCGUCGAGAGGAACAUGCGGAAGCUGCAGUAAAUGAUUUAAACAAUCGUUGGUUUGGUGGCCGACCAGUCUAUGCUGAACUAAGUCCUGUAACUGAUUUUCGAGAGGCAUGUUGCCGUCAAUAUGAAAUGGGAGAGUGUACUCGUAGUGGAUUCUGUAAUUUUAUGCACCUUAAGCCAAUAUCACGUGAAUUAAGAAAAUACCUUUAUAGUCGCCGAUCACGUAAACACCGUUCCCGUAGUCGAUCUCGUGAUCAUGUUGGAACUCGCCGAACACGUUCACCUUCCCCAAGACAUGGUCAUCACCGUGGAGGUGGUGGAGGAGGAGGAGGAGGCGGAGGUGGAGGUGGUGGUGGUGGAGGAGGAGGAGGAGGAGGAGGUGGUGGACGUCGUGAUCGUAGAUAUUAAUUUUACAUUAUUAGGUUUCGUUCAAUAAAUUUGAAAUUUCAUAAUUAUACAUUUUUUAUUUUUGUUUUAACUAAAACAACAAUAUUUUUAGCAUUUAAAUUUUACUUAUAUCCAGAAAAGUAAAAUUGUACAACAAUAUAUAUAAUCAAUUUUUCCUUACAACAUUUAAUGUUAUUAAUUUUAAUUAGUAGAUAAAAUAAAAAAAUUUGGAAGAAAUCAUUUUUAUAAACAAAACAGUUCGUAUUUGCUUACAAUAAUAUUAUAUAAAUUUAGGUUAAUAAUAUAGUAUAUACAAAUUUCUUUACAAUUUAAUGCUUUUAUUUAAUAACAAAGUUUUCCAUAAUUCUACAUAGGUUUUUGUAGUAUUUAAUUUUUUUUUUAUGCACAAAAAGAAAAAUUAAAGGAUAGAUUUUAUUUUCCCCUAAAAAUGAAUGAAAAUGUUAGUUUUUUAGAAUUGUAGAUACUAAUACAAUAUUAUCAAAUGUGCCACAAUUCAACCUGACGAGACAUACGGCGUACAUGCUUUGAUUCCUAUCAUAAUUUUUAAUAGCGUAUAAAUAGUUUUUUUUAUAAUUAUUGUAAGAUAUCUGGAAAAUAAAAGCAUAUUGUAAAAAAUAUUUUGACAAAAUUUCCAGUUCAUUUAUGUCUACUAAAAAUCACAGUCAUGGGAAAAUGUAAUGGACUUAUUAUUUAUGGUAUAAUCUGAGUGUUUAGUAUGGCAAUCAAUAUGGCUAAGAUCAUAAAGUUGAUUUUAUCAAUAUUAUGGAUUCUUAAAACCUGUAAAAUUAUCCUCACGGUAUUAAUAUCAAUAGAUAAUUAUAAUUAAACAGUUUUUUAGUUUAAUUGAAUUUAAAUAAAGAAUCUAUUUAUAUAUUUAUAAUAAAUAAUAAGUAGUUACAUGUAUAUUACAGUUUUUUUUUUCAUUAUACUUUUUUUUAAGACUUGUAAUAGAAAUAAUUGAAAAUAUAAUAUAAAGUCAUUACAUGCCACAGAGUCUGACUUUAGUAUAAAUGUAAUGUAAUGUUUUAUAGGCUUAUGAACUUUAAUUAUAAUUUUC
Adelges cooleyi (spruce gall adelgid) is the source of this 1988-nucleotide messenger RNA. RefSeq names its product splicing factor U2af 38 kDa subunit (gene U2af38). The record is from RefSeq and is a predicted model, not a curated record. Bases 170 to 931 code for a protein of 253 amino acids. Gene Ontology annotation, biological process: mRNA splicing, via spliceosome. Gene Ontology annotation, molecular function: metal ion binding; pre-mRNA 3'-splice site binding. The transcript has 7 exons. Gene Ontology annotation, cellular component: spliceosomal complex; U2AF complex. Lineage: Eukaryota; Metazoa; Arthropoda; Insecta; Hemiptera; Adelgidae.